AUGGUUCCAGGAUUCGAUCAUAGACACCCAUUUCCUGAUUACUUGUUACCUCAAAUCUCCCCAAGGGUGUCAGAGUUUAAUGUUGUAGAUUCCCCUGAGGAUAUUCUGGCAAUGAGACGUGAGCAACAUACAGCGCUGGCAAAAACAAAAGCAAAACAUAAAAGGUCGGGCUCAAGCAUAGAAACGGCACGUAGCCUUGCAACGAAAGCUGACACCACACGUUCCAGUGAUCUAGGUCGUAGUGGCCUCCCAAAUGCUGAGAACACUUCCUUGAAUGGCAUAACAAAUGAGUUGGCUCAAUCGAAACCCUUAGAAAAGGAUGACAACGAUGCUGAGGAACAGGAGGCGAAAGAUAUGCUCAAAUCAGUUCGCCAGCUUCAGGCUCUGCUAAAUGAUAUCGCCAAUCUUCUGGAUGUGAUAGAAGAGCUUUUUUAUGGAAUUGGUAGUUUUGCAGGGGAUGAGAGAACAUCGACUGCUGUAUAUUUACUGCUGUUGAUUGGUAUAUUUAUUCUGCCUGUGGGGGCCUCUUUAAUACCUGUGAAUUUUUCUGUGGCAGUUAUGGGAUGGGCUGCUGUUGGUCUAUUGCAUCCAGUGGUAGGUAAGGAAGUGAAACGCAUCAAAGUUGAAUACCUAGAUGUGGAGGAGCUCAUACUUGGGGAUUUAUUUAGAGACUUCGAAGCUAAAGAGAUCAUCAUUGAGAAUCAUGGCCCCGAAGAUACUCGUGAAGUUGAAAUUUUUGAACUACAGCGUCAAGGGCUAACCCCACGUCUAUGGGAUGCUUGGGUGUUUACUCCUCUGAUCUAUAGUGAGAAGUCUAUUUAUCGAAUAUCAGAGGAGAGGCCUCCUGGAUGUGCCUUCAUUGAGUCAGUUCUACCUCCUCCGGGAUGGUAUUUUGACGACCAGCAUCCCUGGAUUCUCGACGAAAUGACAAAGGCGUGGGUGCUUGAUAGAUCUGUAUUGAAUGUUGAGAUCGAUCUGGACGAGCAUUGGGCUUAUGAUUAUAGAGGGGGCCAACGUGGCGAAUGGAGAAGGAGAAGAUGGACGAGGACUUGUUUCAGGGGUCCAAUGCCACCAAGAAAGAGGUAA
Sugiyamaella lignohabitans is the source of this 1086-nucleotide messenger RNA. RefSeq names its product Pex28p (gene PEX28). The record is from RefSeq and is a predicted model, not a curated record. NCBI's taxonomy places the organism in Eukaryota, Fungi, Ascomycota, Dipodascomycetes, Dipodascales, Trichomonascaceae. Gene Ontology annotation, cellular component: peroxisomal membrane. Bases 1 to 1086 code for a protein of 361 amino acids. The transcript has a single exon. Gene Ontology annotation, biological process: peroxisome organization.